AUGUUUGACACACCCUUUCAAAAUGAUAAUCAUCUUGCCUACACUAGACAAACGUAUUAUGAUCCUAUUGGAACCGGUAGUACCGGCUUACAAAAUGUUUCAACUCGUCUAUUGAAUCAUCAUAAUCAACAUGAUCAUGAUAAUGUACAUCAACAACAACAACAACAACAUUCUUCUCUCAACACAAAUAAUAAUAAUAGAAUUAAAACAUUUAUAUUGUUGACAGCAACAACUGAUGUUUGUUUAGUACCAAUAUCCAACCCAAAGAAUGUUAGGUUGAAACGAUGGACAACCAAUGCUUUAAACAACUUGAAUCGUAAUCAACCAUCACCUACUAUUGAACAAUUGCGAGUCAUCAAUCCAGAGGUAUCAUCAUCACUUGAAGGUGAAGAGGUUGAAGAGCCUGGAAUGACAAUUAUCAACGCUUCACAUCUAUGUAUUCCACAAGCACCCCUCCACACCAUCUACACCGAUGAUCUAGUGUUGACGAGACUACACGAGCUUGUAGUUUGGCCACCAACACUCACAUCGCUCACCAUACACACGUAUGAAGUCAAGUACCCUCUGCCAGUGUCACUCUCUCACUUGGAUAUCACCUUUUUUCAAGCUUAUGCCCCCUUUCAAUUGAAUCUAGAGUAUCUUUGUAACCUUAGCAGUUUAUCGGUCGUUUGCAUGUAUGACUCUUACAAUCUUGUAGGGAGUGACCUGACACUACCAUUUUCACUGACCAAGUUGUCGAUUGGAGAGUUGGGAUCACAAGUCAACAAACACUGGUUUCCUCCGGGUCUACUUUACCUCGACAUCAAAGACACCUACCUAUCUCCAAGUCUUGGUUCAAUGCUACCACCAAAAUUACAAUACAUUAGAGCAAGAUGUGACACACCACUUUUACCCAGUCUCAUACCAAUGUCUACUCUUUUACAUGUAGAUAUCUCCUUUUACGAUGAUGGUUUUCAUCAAGACACCAGUAUGAUGAUGGAAUCAUUCUAUUUACCACCAAUAGUAGAAUCAUUUACUUGGACACCACUCAACCUUGAUUGUAUUUCACCAACACAUUUCCCAACAACUCUAACAACUAUUGAUUAUAGUGGAAUGCAUAAACAAACACCAAUCAAUUCAUUUAAUCUUCCAGAAUGGUUAGUGUCAUUUAGUUAUUCAUCUCUUCAAUCGAGACCGCUCGAUGAUGAUCCAGACUCAACAAUAAUAUUAUCACUUCCCCAAAAUAUUAAUAUCAUCCCAACACCAACAGAUAAUAGUAAAAGUAUGACUAGUCAAACAUGUACAUACCCAUUCUUACAAUUAAAAAGAUUAAAAAGGUUGGAAUUAGUAUUAAACAAUGGAACAUUUAAUCGUAAAUAUGGAAGGUUUAGUAUUAGAAUCGAUCAUAUUAUCAAUCAAAGUCAUUGUCGACAAUUUAUAGUUUCAAGAGGAUCGACCACUCUAUUACAAUUUGAAAUUAGAAGAUUAGAUCCAAAGAAUGCAAGUGUAAUGAUCAUUAUAGAUAAUUCAUUACUUGGUGGUAUUAUAACACAAAAGAUAAUUAAUAACAACAUCGACGACAUUGUAUCACCUGACUACAAUGAUGAAAUGAUACCAUUAUACCAACCUUUAUAUAUCAACUAUGAAGAUUCUACAAAUUCAUCAAAGAAUGUUAAACUAUGUGAUACUCCACAUAAUGAUAAUAAUAAUAAUAAUAUAUCUAAUGAAUAA
Cavenderia fasciculata is the source of this 1710-nucleotide messenger RNA. RefSeq lists its product as uncharacterized. The coding region runs from base 1 to 1710 and encodes 569 amino acids. Lineage: Eukaryota; Evosea; Eumycetozoa; Acytosteliales; Cavenderiaceae. The transcript is spliced from 3 exons. The record is from RefSeq and is a predicted model, not a curated record.